CUUGUCCCUGGUCUGUAACCUGUGUCUUAGCGACACAGUAAAAGUAUAUUGACAUCUACUGACAUAAGUGGUAGUACAGUGCCGAGAGUUAAUUACUAUCAGUGUUAAAUAAAUAGUUACGUUAUUUUUUGAGUACUAUAAUGUGAUAGCAUUAAAUACGAGAACGAGAGAUGCCGAAAAAAUAUUAUUUUGGUACAUAAUAAAAGGAUGACACGUUUUUUGUCAGGGCAUACGACCAAUUAUCCUUAUUGUUAUUACUCAAGACGCUUGAACCAGCGUCGACGGUAUUUAACAAAAAAAUCACCCUCUCAUUCAACAGUGGGGUUGAAAAAAAAAUCAUUUUUUAAUUGUUAUCAUGCUCACAGAAAUGGUUCGUCUCUCUUACCAACAUCGUGCUUUUUAUUGCUAUGUUAUACUCAGUAUUUGGAUAUUCCUUCUCGUUGCUGGCAUGUACAAAUACAUCGGGAACAAUGAAAACAGUUCUGUUCAAAGUAAACCACUGAGUAGUGAUGUACCGGUUCGUGAAUUCGCACGACACUUUAAGCCAGAUAUUAAAAAUAAAAGAAUAUUUAAAUUGUGUAAUCCACCGGAGGACAUUAGAAGUGGAGCAGAAGGUAAAAUUGAUGGAAAUUUUACUCUAGAAGGAGUAAUUAUAUUUAUCCGACACGGUGAUCGCGGACCAUUAUCACAUAUACGUAAUAUCAGUACAGUAAAUUGCGCGGGUGACUUUAGUACGGACCCACGUCUCGAAAGUAUUUACCAAAAUUAUCAUAAUUUUAUACUCAAUUCGACAGCAUACCCGCAGUCAGCUUGGUCCCAAUUUCUGGGUCCAUUUCACGGGUUUCCUAUGCUGCCUAGUAAUGUAAGGGAAUGUAAAAUAGGGGAACUCACGACUCUCGGUAUCGGACAAUUACUAAAGACUGGAUUGAUACUCAGGAAUGCGUAUUACAAUAAACUUAAUCUCAGUAAUAGUACACUGUCAUCUAGAGAUGUUAUUGUCUAUAGCACGAGAUAUCGGAGAACUGUACAAAGUGCCAUAGCUCUUCUUUAUUCAUUUUUGCUUGAGAAUGAAGUCUUCCAAAAUUUCGGAAAAAUUACAAUGCGUGAGAGUUCAAGCCUCACUUUUUGUAACACUGAUUGUGCGUGCCCUACUGCUGAAAAAUUUGUCAAACAAUACAGCAAGGAAACAAAUGAUCGUUUGAAAUCUCAUCCAGCAGUAAUAGAAUUAAUAAAACAAGCGUCAAAUAUUGUAUUUGAAAUGCCGGAUCAAGCGCAAACAAAGCAUCCAGACACGCUCAAAGAUGCAUUGUUAACAUAUAUAUGUCAUGGAUCAUCACUUCCAUGUGUUAAUUACGAUAGCCAGCGUAUUUGUGUUAAAACAGACCAGGUUACCGGACUGUUUGCUUACAUUGAAUGGGAAUCACGUCUCAAUAUCAAGAGCUUGAGUCGUCGCAAAUACGGACUCUUGAGAGCCUACGGUUUAUUGAGAAACGUCGUCUCGCAUAUGGUACAAAUGAUUUCUGAAUCAAAGCCAAAAAUCGUCCUGUUUUCCGGUCACGAUAAAACCCUCGAGUACUUAACGAGUGCUCUUGGUAUUGUCGUCGAUCACGCCAUUUCGCCCCACUACGCGUCCCGAUUUGUCAUUGAAAUUUGUCGCGCCAAUUCGAAAAAUGAAAAUCACGUUGCUAAUGACUUUUACUUUCGCGUGAUCGUAAACGGCAAAGAUGUAACGCAGACCAUAACAUUUUGUAAGAAUUCUAAUUAUUAUAGCGCGAGUUACGGUGAUAAAAAUGAUGAGGGUGAUUUUUUAAAAAGGGAAUACAAACUGUGUCCAAUUGAAGCCAUCAUACGUCAGUUACACGAUGAUUAUUUUCUUCCUUUCAAUGCAACUAAUUUUAAAGACGCUUGUUUAAAUCAAUGAUUUUGUUAAACUUAUUUUUAUCUUUGUAAACAUGCAGGCAGAAUUUUUAAUGAUGAAUAGUUUAUGAAAGUUAUUUAUAGUUUUUAAUCAAUACACUGAGAGAAAAAAUAACUUUUAGAAAUAUUUUAUUUUCUUCUUACAAGAAAUUGGGCCAUUACACUGUAAAAAAUCGGGAGUGAUUACGAAUUUUUAUUUGAAUCUGGAUUUACUCCACUCGGAAAUCCGGAAUUUAAGAAAAAAAUUUUUGUCUGUCAAAAAAAUUAUUAUUAAAUUUAAAUAUGGAAUUAAUGUAAUAAUUUUUAUUGAUUUACAAUUUAAGAAAAUAUUAUUUUUACAAAAGUUAAUUUUUUUUCAGUACAGCUUUGCAUUGAAGUAGAAUUUUUUUUUUUUAAUUCUUGUUUUAUCUAAAACUACUAAAGAUUAAAAUUUUAAAAAAUGCACUAGUUAUUACGCGCAGGUUCUAAUUACUAAAUUAUAAAAAUAUUAAAAGCAUCGCUUAGAUAAUUUAUUACGCAGAUAUAUAUAUAUUAAAUACCGUAGAUAAAAUUCUUCAACGCCUUAAAAAAAAGAAACAAAACCACAAAUCUCUGCUACUAUACAUUUUCUCUAUGAUGUUUUAUAAAAAUGUUGAUGGUGAGUGUAGAUACUCAUUUAUAUAUAUUUUAUCAUACAACUUAUUGUAAAUAUGUAUCCCACCAAAAACAGAUUCUCUGUAAAAAAAUCGCGCCAAGUACACGUUCAACACUAUCUAUGAAUGGAAAAAAUGUACUUUACAAAAAGCUAUAAAAUCUUGAAAACACCAAGUAACUGGUAGCAUUGGAAAUCAUGAGAAAAAUCUGAAUCAAAAUAUAUAAUGAAAAAAAAUGAUCCGAAUGUACUUGGUGUGCGUCACGAUUUCAUUGAGUCAAGUAAUUCACUGCAAAUCCACUCUAUAAGUGUAUUAUUUUAACACACAUGGAGUGUAUCCCAUGUUUGUCAUAAGCAAACUAUAGUUUUUUUGUAGUCAUUUCCCUGUUUAGAAAAUCUCAUAGAAUCCAAUAGAUUCUUAUGCAUUCCUAUAGGGAUUUUAUAAGAAUGAAUGAGUUCUAUGAGAAGCGCUAUAGUUAAGUAUAGGGCCUUAUACAUACAGCUAUAAGAAUCUAUCGGAUUUUUUAAGCAGGGUUGAUACACGUUUAACGGUGUGUUAAAUUUCUAUAGCUUGCUUGCCGCAUUUCAAUGUUUUUCGGCAAGUGUGUAAAUUUUGACUACACGCUUUUGAUUUUACAGUCAAUUUCUAUGAUCGAUUCUGAAUUUUAGUAAACUGCAAAGAAAUGACGAUAACAAGAAAAUUUAUUGUUUAAACGCACACCAAGUACAUUCGGAUCAUUUUUUUUCAUUAUAUAUUUUGAUUCAGAUUUUUCUCAUGAUUUCCAAUGCUACCAGUUACUUGGUGUUUUCAAGAUUUUAUAGCUUUUUGUAAAGUACAUUUUUUCCAUUCAUAGAUAGUGUUGAACGUGUACUUGGCGCGAUUUUUUUACAGAGAAUCUGUUUUUGGUGGGAUUUCUCUUUUUUUUGUAAAGCAAAGCAACUUCAAAUAUUAUCUGAAAGUUACAUUGUUUUUUAUAUUUCUGAAUAAAAUCCUUUGAUACAAUAAUUAUAAAUUUUUUAAUAUUACGAAACAUUUACAUGAAAUAAUCUUAGCAACUAAGAAAUGUGAGUUUUUUUUCAUUUUGCCGUCCUAUAUCCACCGCAGAUUGAGGGAAAAUUUAAUUCAGAGUUGUCAGAAAAUUUUUGUCUGCGUCGCCCCAUCUACGAUCAAACGUAGUGUAAUAUUUUGUCAAGUCGUCAAAUCAUUUUUAAGUUUAAAAUCAUUCUAUUGGCUCACAGUUUAAUCAUUAUUAGACAAUAAUAGUACACUAUAAUUUACCGCAUAAAUUGAAAUUAACUUUUAAAAAAGUAUUAUUGUAAUGAUUUUUUUUUCUUGUGAGAAAAUAGAGAAUAUUUUUAGGAAAAAUUCUUUUUAAGAACAAUGACCCCCACUAUUGUUUUACUUUUAAGCGCCACUUUUUUUUAAAAUAUAACACAUGCCAACUUAAAUAAACAUCAAUAAACUAAUCAAUCGAAUUCUUGACUUCUAUGGUAAUUUUUAGUUAUUAUACCAUUAUCGAGUUUAACAAAACUGUUGAGAUACACGAAAUUAUUUAGAUCGAGUUUGUUAUAAAAAUUGUGAUGUAAAUAAUUUAUUAGUAUUUUCAGUUGAUGGAAACAGUUAUAAUUAAUUUUUUAAUAUUGAAAAUACUUUCGUGAUGAUAACUCAUCAUUUAGUCAUACAAUAGGAUUGAAAUCCAAGUUCAGUUGAGCGGGUAAAUAAGGAUAGUUUAAAAUUACCACUUUGUAGUGGAUAAUGUCACUUGCCUGUGACUAACAACAUUAAAAAUAUAAAAAUAUUUUAGUUUGUUUCUGUUGGCCAAACUGAGUUCCUGGUAAACUUACCAUAUUAUCAGAUUUGCCGAGCAUACCCCCUAAUAGCACGAUUUGCUUUAGCAAAAGUUUCCUUGAAUUUUUUGUCAAAUGACCGUCAGUUUCAGACUUUUUCGUUUUUGAUGACAAUUGGUAUACAACUUGCCAUACAAUUUGACGUUAAAUUACCACCCGAAUUAGAAUGCAAAUUCACUUCAAAAGUUUUAUACAAAUUGUCUUCAAAAACAAAAAUGCCUGAAAUUGACCGACAUUUGACGAAAAAUUAAAGGAUUUUUUCGUAAAGUUGAACUUUUGCUAAGCAAACCGUGCUAAUUGGGUUUUGUUUCUAAUAAAAAAAAGUUACCUCUACAUUGGGGAAAAAUUAACCGCAAAUUUUACUAUUCAACUUUCGCUGUUAAACUGACAGCAAAGUCAGGCAGCGAAUUGCAGGUAAUUUCAUUGUCAAAUUAUUGUCAAUUUCAAGCUAAAGUAGCCAUUAGGGUAGUUAAUAGUUGACCCAAACUUGCUUAUUCAUUCGUCAUGGGUAAAAUAAUAUUACGCAUUAGGCCUCUUUGUUUGUGCAUACGAGGGUAAUGAAAGCGCUCUCUAGUGUUGAAAAAUCAAGACAGAUUUUAAAAACUUUAAUGUUGAGUCUAUGGAGACUAUAUAGUCUCCAUAGUUGAGUUAAUCAUGCUCCUUCUUGAAACUAUUUAUUCUAAGACGGUAAUAAAUAAGCAUAUAUUAUAGAUGGAAAAAAUUUCUGAAAUCUCAAUUUUUAAGGUACUAUAGUAUAUGCUAACGUUUUUUAUAUUUUAAAAGAUAAAUAAUAAUAAAAUGUGAUAAAAUUCAGUUGGUAAACUUUGAGUGAGACACAAAUAUUUCAGAAAAACCAGAAAUGAGCCGUGUUUUAGUUUUAAUAAAAAAAAAUGUAACUCAUAACCAUAAAACACCACUCCGACUCAAGAAAAGAGACAGGUAGG
Messenger RNA from Microplitis demolitor, 5340 nucleotides. RefSeq names its product 2-phosphoxylose phosphatase 1. The transcript has 5 exons. The record is from RefSeq and is a predicted model, not a curated record. Gene Ontology annotation, molecular function: phosphatase activity. Gene Ontology annotation, biological process: dephosphorylation. The coding region runs from base 356 to 1921 and encodes 521 amino acids. NCBI's taxonomy places the organism in Eukaryota, Metazoa, Arthropoda, Insecta, Hymenoptera, Braconidae.